Messenger RNA from Williopsis jadinii, 615 nucleotides. RefSeq names its product Aim41p (gene AIM41). The record is from RefSeq and is a predicted model, not a curated record. The transcript has a single exon. Lineage: Eukaryota; Fungi; Ascomycota; Saccharomycetes; Phaffomycetales; Wickerhamomycetaceae. Gene Ontology annotation, molecular function: carbon-nitrogen ligase activity, with glutamine as amido-N-donor. Gene Ontology annotation, cellular component: mitochondrion. The coding region runs from base 29 to 538 and encodes 169 amino acids.
AAGACACUGAGAUCACACCAGGUGAAGGAUGUUUGUGCCACGUCAGUUUAUUAGAUUCCAAAGCUCAACGGCUUAUAAGAGCACCGUGAGUCUCUUGAAGACCGAUUUGAAAACGGCUAUGAAGGAGAAGAAUGCUCUCAAGAAGGAUACUGUCAAGGGCUUGUUGUCCCUGAUCAAGAACAAGGAGAUUGACACGAAAGAGUCGCAACACACUGAGUUUCUAUUGUACGAGCUAUUUUCCAAGGCCAUUUCGCAGAGAAGGGACUCUAUAAAGGAGUACACCGAGCUGAAGAGACCGGAGUUGGCUCAAAAGGAACAAGAUGAGAUUGAAGUCAUCCAAGGCUAUCUGAAACAACUUCCAGUUGCCAGCGAGGAGGAAGUUCAAGCGAAGGUGACUGAGCUCCUGGAGAAGCUGAACGCUAAGGAUCUCAAGUUGAACCAAAUUUUCAAACAAGUUCCAUGGGACACGGUUAAGAAUGAGUGGAAGGCAUCUGAAUCCAGCGUUCGUGCCGCAAUCGUCAAGCAGAUGAAGAAAUAACAGUCUUGACUUCGUAUAUAAAGGGUGAUAUAAAUGCAUGUACAUAGCGAGGACAAUUUGUCCUCCAAACUGGAAUA